Molecule: messenger RNA, 2087 nt
Organism: Clarias gariepinus (North African catfish)
Lineage: Eukaryota; Metazoa; Chordata; Actinopteri; Siluriformes; Clariidae
Gene: pip4k2cb
Product: phosphatidylinositol-5-phosphate 4-kinase, type II, gamma b
Exons: 11
Coding region: 373-1626 (417 amino acids)
Biological process (GO): phosphatidylinositol metabolic process
Molecular function (GO): phosphatidylinositol kinase activity
Source: RefSeq, a predicted model, not a curated record
CCGUUCACACACCUGGGCUUUUCUACAAUCGUUCUGUUCAUUCUUCGUCUUCACCUGGUAUCACCCUACAGAUUCAUCUGUGUUUUACCACCAAAUGAUUUACCACCAGAGGCUGAGGACUGGAGGAGGAGUCCGGAGACUCACACACACCUGCGGAAAGAACAAAGCCUCAGGUUAAGCUGUGUGUUGAUUAAACAUGCCUUCAGGGAGAGACGUCUGGAUGAGGUUCCUUUUAAAUCAGGAUUGUCCCUGAGAGCUGGCGACUGGCGUGUCUGUUAUGCUGCAUCUGGUAGACUGUUGUCAGGAACUCCGCAUCAGGAAAACCACAUCUGCAAUACUGCGUCUGGGACACUGCAUAUGUGUUAAACAGCAAUGACGUCCCCAAAAUCCUCCACCUUCUCAAACCCUCCGCCAUCUAAACUGCGGCGCACCAAGAGCAAGAAGAAACACUUCGUCCAUCAGAAGGUGGAGGUGUUCAGGGCCAGUGAUCCUGUGCUGAGUGUCUUCAUGUGGGGCAUCAAUCACACGGUCAGUGACAUGGUUCAUGUUCCUGCACCAGUGAUGCUGCUGCCUGAUGACUUUAAAGCCAACAGCAAGAUCAAAGUGAACUACCACCUAUUUAACAAAGAAAAUCUCCCUGGACAUUUCAAGUUUAAAGAGUACUGCCCACAGGUUUUCCGUAACCUGCGAGAGAGAUUCAGGAUCGAGGAUCAGGACUAUCAGGCAUCUUUAGUGCGCAGGUCCCCCCUGAAGUACAGUGACAGUCAGGACGAACAUCUUCUGCUCACCUCAUACGACCAGUUGUUGAUUAUAAAGCAGAUUUCCAGUGAGGAAGUGGAGGACAUGCACAACAUCCUGUCUGAAUAUCACCAGCAUGUUGUGAAGAGUCACGGCGUCACUCUGCUCCCUCAGUUCCUUGGCAUGUACCGUGUUACUGUCAACAACGAGGACACGUACUUCAUCAUCAUGAGAAACAUGUUCAGUCACAGGCUGACCAUCCACACAAAAUACGACCUCAAGGGCUCUUUGGUGUCUCGUGAAGCAAGUGAUAAAGAGAAGGAGAAAGAUCUGCCCACGUAUAAGGACAUGGACUUCAGGAACAACAUGCAGCGGAUUUACAUCAGCGACGAGGACAAGGAGAAGUUAAUGGAGAAACUCAACCGUGAUGUAGAUUUCCUGGUUAGGUUAAAGCUCAUGGACUACAGCCUGUUGUUGGGGAUCCAUGAGAUGGACAGAGGUGAGCGAGAGGAAGAUGAUGAGGAUGAGGACUCGAUGUGUGAGGAGGAGGACGAGCAGGAAAAUGACGUGUCCAUGUUAGCAUCAGCGUCUCUCAGCACCUCACCUGAGACUGUGGCCGGCUCUGGGCCCUCCCGGAAAACCAACACACCGGCAGAGUUCGAUCCGUGUGUAGAUGUUUAUGGGAUCCAGAGUGCAGCCGGAGCUCCACAGAGAGAGGUCUACUUCAUGGGGCUAAUAAACAUCCUGACUCAUUACGAUACCAAGAAAAAAGCAGCACACGCUGCAAAGACCGUCAAGCAUGGGUCAGGGGCGGAGAUCUCUACAGUUCAUCCCGAUCAGUAUGGCAAGAGAUUCCUGGAGUUCAUCACCAACAUCUUCACUCCCUGAGUUUAUUUCAUCAUAGGCUGUUUUUACACUAAGCACAUGUUUGUUUCAUACAGUACCAUGUCUGGGCUUCCCCACUUCCCUUCUGGCCAUCAUUCACAUUAGUAAUGUUGUUCCGCACCUGAGCACACUUGUGUAUUUACACUCUCUAUGACCGCAGCUGGAGAUAUGCAUGUAGUUGGUUUGCAAUCCAUGAAUAAACACAAAGAACAACUGAGUUGAUCUUCGCAACAUGCUUAAUAUCGUUGAUCUUUUGGUAACAAUGUGAAGAGCGACCUUCUUGACUGUCUUUCCACAUCAUCUGCUCUAGCUCUGCAGUUCAGAGGGAGAGAUCGGCGUUUGCAUGCAUGGAAUGCAGACAGGCAGCACCGAUGACAUUGUUUGCCUUUACGCCUUGUUUGAACCAAUACUGGGGUUAAAACUCACAAGCUUGUGCUCACUACAAGUGAACAAAAAACAAAAAA